This is a messenger RNA of Mycena citricolor, 1643 nucleotides long. The record is from the annotation of a GenBank genome assembly. NCBI's taxonomy places the organism in Eukaryota, Fungi, Basidiomycota, Agaricomycetes, Agaricales, Mycenaceae.
GAUCGUCACUUUAGAUCAUUCACUUCACUCUUUUGCUUUCGCGUUCUCGUAGAGCCAUGUCUUUUAUCCGGUCAGCAACAUUCGACGACACGCGACAUAGUUCUUAAUUCUCUUGAUCAGGUUGGCGUUGUGCGUUGUGGGGGUGUAUUCAAUGUUCCUGCUAUGGGCUGUUUCUCAAGAACGACUGUCUGUUCCCUUCGUCUCCAUCGACGGCAAGUCGGAGAAAUUCAAGUCGGCAAUGUUCAUCGGCACCUUACAGAGCACCUUGAGUUCUGUGUCGGCUCUCAUAUAUAUCUUGAUCCGCCGGAACUCGAGCGAGACCUUGAUGCAGAGUCUUGGUCUCGAGCAUGUAGAGAAGCUCGACGAAAAAGCCAACGGACACGCCCAUUCUAAACAUCCCGACAAGCCUUCCACCCGUUUCUCGCGCUCCGCGCUGCUCGUUCGUUACCUCCAAUGCUCGGUGUUCAUCACGCUCGCUGCACCGUUCGGAUUCGCGGCGCUCUCCUACAUCUCUUACCCCGCCAUGGUGCUUGGCAAGUCGUGCAAACUGGUUCCAGUUAUGAUCAUGAACGUUCUGCUGUAUCGCCGCAAAUUUGCUCCACACAAAUACCUGGUCGUCUUCAUGGUGACACUGGGCAUCACCAUAUUCAUGUACCUUGGUCCAUCCAAAACUUCCAAGGCAAAGGCGGGCCCAUCUUCGAACGCCAGCUUGAUCGGGCUUUCGUACCUUCUCAUCAAUCUCGCACUGGACGGCGCGACCAACUCGACUCAGGACGAGAUUUUCGCGCGCCAUCGUGUUACGGGGCAGCAGAUGAUGUUCUGGAUCAAUGUGUUCUGCACAAUCCUUACAACCGUCUUUUCGGCUCUCCCCUUGCCGUACAUUCCUGUCAUUCACCCAACGGAUGCAGGGAGCGAGCUGGCCUCGGCUCUGGAAUUCGUACGGACACACCCCAGCAUCGUCUCACCGCUGUUGCAGUUUGCACUGACAGGUGCUCUCGGGCAACUGUUCAUAUUCGAAACCUUGCAGCACUUUGGGUCCCUCACACUUGUGACAAUCACAUUGACUCGCAAGAUGUUCACAAUGAUUCUCUCCGUGGUUGUCUACAACCAUAAACUGACAGCCGGUCAAUGGCUCGGAGCGGGCGUCGUUUUUGCAGGAAUAUCAGUGGAAGCCCUGGUCAAGCGGAAACACGUCCACGUAAAACGCGUUGUUUCCGAGAAGGAGACUGCCAAGAUCAAGUCCCUAUGAUUCCACCCCAUUAGAAUUUGGAUACAUACUACAGAAAGCAACUGAACAGGGAAAGCGUCGGCUAUGAGAGUUCCAUCGCAUUCGAAUCGAACGCCGGGGUAGGAGCAGCAGCGGGGUCAACGAGAACGCGUUUGCGAUCGUCAUAUCUGCAGCUCUUACGCUCAAUAUCUGGGUGACACUCGUCAGGUUUGCAAUACGCACCGAUCACUACCAUCCUCGUCAUCUUCGUCCUCCCGCUUCCUGCGAGACACGACACGGUUCCCACUGGUCGGAUAUGAUGCCACUGCUAUGCUCGCUCGAUAGAUAGCUUCGUAUUCCUGGAGUCGAAUGAGUAUUCAGAUAAGCCGAUUUCAAUCAUUGAGUUAUCGCCACCUUGAGCUGGGUCAAAAAUCCG